Molecule: messenger RNA, 1768 nt
Organism: Salvelinus namaycush (lake trout)
Lineage: Eukaryota; Metazoa; Chordata; Actinopteri; Salmoniformes; Salmonidae
Product: zinc finger protein 135-like
Exons: 4
Coding region: 77-1543 (488 amino acids)
Biological process (GO): regulation of transcription by RNA polymerase II
Molecular function (GO): RNA polymerase II cis-regulatory region sequence-specific DNA binding; DNA-binding transcription factor activity
Source: RefSeq, a predicted model, not a curated record
CUUCCCGGUCAACAUAGGCACUCUGUUUACAUUUUAUUGAUGCUAAACUACAUUUGAUUUCGAGGCGUAGGCAUCUAUGCUUUUCUACAGACUAUUUCUUCUACACUUCGUAUUAACAAUCCUGAAAGCAUUUCCUUUAGUAAUGGCAAAUUCCGUUGCUUUUCACACUCAGCUAGCUUCCAUCAUGGAGGUUUUGGCUAAUGCGGCCGUGGCUGAAAUCUGCGAGCUUGUUGACAAUGGCUAUGCCGUCCUGCAUGUGGAGAUAUCUCGAGGCCAGAAGGAGAAUGAAGCUUUGAGGAGAAAACUACGGCUGAUGGAGAUGAAAGUGUCUAGUGCGAGUGCUCUGAGAGAGGGAAUGGGAAACUCCAUCCUUCUGCACAGUCGCUCUCGAGCUCACCUUGGCAUGGAAUCGAAAAAGACAUCAAACAGCGAGGUACGAUGUCGGAGAGCAAUUGAUUCCCAGUUGGUUACCAGCAUGUUUAGGCACAGAGAGUCCUCAGGUGACACUGGACAAACGACAACACAGAGAAAGCCUGCAGGGUUGGAAGAGAGAAACCCCAAAUCACCUACCAUCAAAGAGGAGAUGUGGGAUGAAUCCUGGGAGAAUCAUGACCAGUGGGAGAGACUGAGUAGCGGAGCUUUAAAUCACAGUGCUGAUGGAGGAGAAAGGCAAUCCAACGUCGACACAGAGGCUGCUCAACCAAUCAGCAAACAGGAGAACGCCAGCUCUUGUUUAUGGGUGAGUGGUGAAACGGACAACAGCCUCCUGCCAGGAUCAAAUAACCCGAGUGUGAACAAAAGAUCUUUAAACCCAGGACUGGAAAAUGGUGAUGGAAUACUUAACAGUGUGGGCCUUGAUUGUAUGAUGUUUGAGCCCCACAGACAACUUGGGACCCUUAGCUCACAGGGUCCUGGGGCUGAUCUUCCCGAGUGCUCUUACUCUCAUGUGGAUGUUGUACCUACUCAAUCGGAUUCAGAGAAUGGAUUUUCCUAUGAAAUGAACAAAGUGAUUCCCUCCAUAACUGAGCACAAAAAACCUGUAGCUUACCAGGACGGUAGACAGAGGGCGCCGUUGCCCUCAGAGCCUCACAGGACUGUAGGAAAAGGCAUGGAAACGGGAUCCAAUGCUUUGGUAAUGACGGAUGGUUUGGUCUCCCAUGACAGUCAUAACAAUGAUGGGAGUAACAAUGGCGACGUCUCAGCAGGUAAGCUGUUAAUUUGUAGUUUCUGCGGUAAGACUUUGGCUUGUCUGAAGAAUCUCAAGACACACCUGAGGGUUCAUACCGGGGAGAAGCCAUUCAGCUGCGCACAGUGCGGGAAGCGCUUCUCUGACUCCAGCAACCUCAAGCGACACCAGAGCGUUCACACGGGGGAGAGACGCUACGGCUGCAGUCACUGCGGCAAGCGCUUCGCACAGUCGGGCUCACUCAAAGUCCACAUGAGCGUACACACGGGAUGUAAGCAGUUCAGAUGCCUGCACUGUGGGAAGACUUUCAUAUCGGCCAAUCACCUCAACAGACACAUCAGUGUUCACGAUGGAUAAAUACUUCUACCAACAACUUUUCAAUGAGUGAAAGCAUACCUAAACGUGCUUCAGCCAAGCUUAAACAGAAAAGGGACUCGGAGGUUGGCAUUUAUUGGGAUGACCCUGCUCUGCAGGGUAGUCAGCCACAGUCAUAAAAUCAGCUUUUUAAACCAAACACUAAACUUAAAUUAAGACCAAAAAGCUAAAACAAAAACAAUUUGUACUAUAUACAGUGCUUUCGGA